Molecule: messenger RNA, 852 nt
Organism: Aureobasidium melanogenum CBS 110374
Lineage: Eukaryota; Fungi; Ascomycota; Dothideomycetes; Dothideales; Saccotheciaceae
Exons: 1
Coding region: 1-852 (283 amino acids)
Source: RefSeq, a predicted model, not a curated record
AUGAUUCUUGGCAAGAAAGCAGAUGACUUCUUUGUCGCUGUCAAGCAACAUCUGGACGGUAUCAAACCUGGCCGACUGGAUAGCAGCCUCGACGCCUUCCAACAAGCCGCUACAACUCUCGUCGACUUGUCUGGAGACCUCAAAGGACAGGACCUUGCUCAUCUGAUCUACAAUGCCAAGGCCACUCUCCUUUUCACUCAGAUCUACAUUGUGCUAGCCAUCGUGGUUGGGGCUUUGCUGAUCAGGAGGUUGGGACGAUUCAUCCACCAUGUUCGCAAGAGCAUGAAGAACCUCAGCGACGUGACUGAGAUCACGAAGAAUAUUCAUUACCAGACUCAAUUCGCUGGUGCGGUUCAUCGCUUCAUUGAAUAUCAGCAUGUGUUACAUGAGAAAGAAUAUUCGGUGGACCCACAGGAUGCUGUCUACUUUGUCUAUCAUCCUGGAAACGACUGGCAUGCCUCGUUCCAUACUGAGAAUGUCGUGACCAAGGGCUUUGGUGGCGUGUAUGACGACUUCCCAGCACUCAUCGAGCAUCUACGCACUCUUCGCCAGAACCCCGAGUUCAGUGCCGUCAUCUACGUUUUGCUUCCUUCCGCCCAUCGAUAUGAGUUCACUAUUGAUCUCCGCUCUGAUACAGCUCUUUUGCCUCUCAAGAUUCGAGGUCAGAGAGACUAUAGCGGCAAAGCACUAUGUCGCGGUCACAUUAGAGGCAAGCCACCUGGAGUCGAGCUGAAAGAUGUUGAUUCCGCGCCAAAGAAACCGAGACCGUACUGGCCGAUCAUUUGGCCCUUGUUUGGCUUCGUGGUGAUGCUCAUGGUGUCAAUCGCUACCUCAGAGUACUUAGAGCAAUAG